Molecule: messenger RNA, 2494 nt
Organism: Bombus pascuorum
Lineage: Eukaryota; Metazoa; Arthropoda; Insecta; Hymenoptera; Apidae
Gene: Sugb
Product: major facilitator superfamily domain-containing protein 6
Exons: 10
Coding region: 479-2257 (592 amino acids)
Cellular component (GO): membrane
Source: RefSeq, a predicted model, not a curated record
AAAUCUACGAUAAAUUAUAGAAACAUUUAUACAAAUAUUUAAAUACACAAUUAUAGAAAAUAUACGACAAAGGAUAUUAAGGAAAAGUUAAUUGCGACCAGAGAGAAAAUUUUUUACAACCAUAACGUACCAAGUUGGUAACAAUAAGAUUGUAAUUAUAGAAACAUAUCCUCCAAAAAUAUACAGAUAAUGAAACAUAAUAGCGCUUGAGGAAUGCAAAUAUGAUACCCACGAGUUCCACCUCCUCAUAUCUACAUUUCAUGAUUUUGAUAACGAAAAUUGCACAUGCAGCAAAUAAAAUUUACGUUUUCAUAAAAUGGCGAUAUGCUACAGGGCAAAGUGCACUUGUAGAAAAAUCUAGAUUGGUUCUAAAAUAAUAUGAAAAGUCGUUAUAGUAAACUGUUACGUGAAGUUAAAAUUUAGUAUCAGUAUUGUAAUUUCUAUUUUUAAUUUAUUGCAUGGCGUAAGUACUUCCAAAAUGAUGGAAAGCAUAAAUAAGGAAUUAUUACCAAUAAAGACACAUUAUUUUUUAUUUAAUGCAGCUACUGGACCAAUAGUACCAUUCUUACCAACAAUAGCAAAACAGUUAGGCUUCUCUCCUUUCUUAACUGGCACAAUAUACACGAUAUUACCAAUUUCUGGUUUAGUAGCGAAACCUUUAUUUGGAGCAUUAGCUGACAAAUUCAAAAUUCAUAAGAUAGUGUUUUUAAUAUUUCAAGUUGUAGUUGCGAUAGCCUUGUUUUCAAUAUAUUUUAUACCUGAAAUAGACAAUAGGGCACAUGUUGAACUUACUUGUAAUAAAAUGGCAACUAUAGAAAUGUGUUCAAAAAAUGGAUUUCCUGAUAGAAUUAAAAAUGAUACGAUAACAAAGAUCAACCACUUAAAUGUAUCAUGUCAGAUAUCGUGCAAAGCCUCGAAAGAACUUUAUCAUGAAAUGUGCUCAAAUUGGAAAGUACCUCAAUUCUGUGACUUAACAAAUUCAAGCUCUAUUUUAAAUAAUGAUACAUUUAAUUCUACCAUAACAUUUGACAUAUAUCAUAACAUUUAUCUAAAAAGAUGCAUGUAUGUGCGUAUUUCUACUGCCAAAUUCUCAGAUAAUAUACCACAUGAACCAUUUUGUGACAAUUAUGUAAAAACAUCGUGCCUAGCUACAUGUCAUGAUAAUCCAACCUUUAAUCAAUUGUUGCAUGAAGUUGAUGUGCCUCAGAGUUCCACAGAAAAUUCAACAUACCAGUUUCAUUCAUUUCUGUGGGCAACUAUAAUAAGUUGGAUUGGAAUGGCAGUUGUAGUUAGCAUAGCUGAUGCUAUAUGCUUUAAUCUCCUUGGAAAUGAGAGAAGAAAGGAAUAUGGAAAACAAAAGAUGUGGGGCAGCAUUGGUUUUGGCAUAUUUGGAAUAAGUGCAGGAUAUUUGGUAGACUUAUUUAGCGAAGGAAAGAUUCAGAAAGAUUAUACUUGUAUAUUUUAUAUCAUGCUGGUCAUUAUGAUUUUUGAUAUUAUUGUAUCUGCAACUUUAAGGAAGAAAAAUCCAGAACACUCUGAGGAUGAACCUUCAAUAUUAUGGGAACUAUUCACUAUCCUUAGGGAGGGUAAUGUGUUGUCAUUUGGAUGGUGGUGCAUAGGUGCUGGAAUGUGUACUAGCGUAGUGUGGAAUUUUCUAUUUUGGUAUAUUGAAGACCUAGCCAGUAGUUCACAAAUAACACGGCUGAAAACUUUACAAGGGCUUUUGACUGGUGUACAGUGUUUUCUAGGAGAACUACCAUUUAAUUUUAUCUCAGGAAAUGUUUUACAAAGAUUAGGUCACGUGAAUGUUAUGAGUUUAGUAUUAUUGAUAUAUGCAAUUAGGUUUAUGGCAUACAGUACUGUAUCAAACCCAUGGUGGUUUUUAGUUAUUGAAAUACUUCAUGGACCUACCUUAGGUCUUUGUUGGCCAACAAUGGUGUCAUAUGGUGAUAAGGUAACACCACCUGGUACUAAAGCUACUAUACAAGGAUUUAUUGGUGCUAUAUUUGAAGGAAUUGGAGUAUCAAGUGGCAGUUUAAUAUGUGGAUGGUUAAUAAACACAUAUGGCGGUGUUAUAGCGUUAAGAGCAUUUUCAGUAGGAGCGUUAUUGUGGCUAUCUUGCUUCUGGUUGAUUCAAUUGUUUUUACGAAAAUUUAAAACAUCGGCGGUACAUUUGGGUCAUAAUCAUUUGGUAAAUUACGCUAAUCCAGAUGAUGCUAUUUUUAUGUCCAUGAGUCGCGAAUUAGAAACUUAUUAGUAAAAGGCAAACGACAGUGUUCUUUUUAGAAAUUCGGUAUAUACAUUGUUUGUUUAUUUUGAUAUGAUGAUUUCGAUUGAAUGUAGUAAAAAAUAUACUUUUCUUAUAAUUAUCGGACAGUUCAAUUCUUAACACAUUCGUGACUCAUUUUUUUAGACAAAUAUUGAUUAUUCAGUAUUAUACUGUAGUUGUAAAUUGUAUCAUGUUCUGUAAUAUAUUCAUUUUUCUUAGACUGAA